Messenger RNA from Alternaria postmessia, 429 nucleotides. RefSeq lists its product as uncharacterized. Lineage: Eukaryota; Fungi; Ascomycota; Dothideomycetes; Pleosporales; Pleosporaceae. The coding region runs from base 1 to 429 and encodes 142 amino acids. The transcript has a single exon. The record is from RefSeq and is a predicted model, not a curated record.
AUGUCCGCUCCCAAUUGCAACUGCGGUUCGGGCCUAUGGGCCACUAUAGGAAUCAAUCUUGUCAGUAGUGGCAUUUUCUUGUGCCUGUGCUUUUUAGGCACAGCUGUCUUGGGCUGGUGGUUCGGCCUGAGUUGGCCUUGGGAGAAGGCCAAGAGAAAGGCCUUCAUGAAAGACCUCGAGGCGGCCAACGUCAAGUUGGCAAAGACUGCGGAGGGGAAGAGGUUGAAGACGGCGGAGAGGAAGUUGGGGGAGGAGGUGGUGCUGCGGGCCGAGGAGAAGAAGGGGCUGAUGUCGCGGAUCGCCCUUGAGGAGAAGAAGGUCUCUGACCUUCAAAAAGAGUUGGAAGAGGCGAAAGCCAUGGGCUUCGUCUCGGCAUCCGGGCUUGGCGCCGCUGGCCCAUCGACCCUCCGAAAGCGCAAUCCGUCCUAA